This is a messenger RNA of Esox lucius (northern pike), 3013 nucleotides long. It is a transcript of the gene frk, whose product is annotated as fyn-related Src family tyrosine kinase. Gene Ontology annotation, cellular component: extrinsic component of cytoplasmic side of plasma membrane. Gene Ontology annotation, biological process: cell differentiation; protein phosphorylation; cell surface receptor protein tyrosine kinase signaling pathway. The transcript is spliced from 8 exons. Bases 470 to 2017 code for a protein of 515 amino acids. Gene Ontology annotation, molecular function: ATP binding; non-membrane spanning protein tyrosine kinase activity; signaling receptor binding. The record is from RefSeq and is a predicted model, not a curated record. NCBI's taxonomy places the organism in Eukaryota, Metazoa, Chordata, Actinopteri, Esociformes, Esocidae.
UAUAGCAGCUAGACAGAUCUUAAAUCUCCUGGAUAGUUAUUUUAAUUAUCAGCUAAUAACAUACAUAUUAUAGCAUCUGUGAUGAUUUAGGCAAUGCCCCAAAGACGUUUCACUUAUUUUCCGGCAUGCAGGCGGCGCAACAGAAGUUGACGCCCUUGGACCGGCGCUCAAAGUGUACGGUAUACAGGUCCCCCCCAAGCAGUCGAGCAGGUGUGUAGGUAGGCAAACCAGGAAACUCGGUAAUUCGAUGAGUUAGUAAUCAAUCAUAUUGUUUUACUGUUGUUAAUACGGUUUGUUGUGCUGCAGAUGGAAUUCGAGUCCAAAGAGCAAGACUGACAACUGUUUCGAGAAUGAGUGUAACUUCGUGAAAUUCGUUCUAAUCGCAGUGGAAUAUGUACGGCCAAAGGGACCCUUUACAUUUUACUUUAUCACAAAAUGAUAUAGCGUUAUAAACCCGAAAGUCUUCACAAUGGAAAUUCGAGAAAGGUGCUUUUUGUGUUGUCAAACGGUUUUCCCAUGUUUUAAUAAACCAGGGACAGACCCAGAGCCGGUGAAGGUGAAGAGAGAAAUCGUGGUUAUCAAAAACUCUCAUGCGGAGGAGCCCAUCAACAGGGCUUUACCACAGAUUCCCACUGAGAAACCGGUGCAGUUUUAUGUCGCUCUCUAUGAUUAUACCGCCCGAACCGAAGAGGAUUUAAGCUUCAAUGCAGGGGACAAGUUAGAAGCUUUGGACAAAAGUGCUGGCGAGUGGUGGUAUGCAAAAGCACUCACUGGCGUUUCAGCUGCUAAGAAGGGUUACAUUCCGGCCAAUUAUGUGGCACCUGUGGAGAGUCUGGAUGCGGAACCAUGGUACUUUGCUGACACUAAAAGACUAGAUGCUGAGAAGCUGCUUCUGUCUGAGGGAAACAAGCAUGGAGCCUUCCUCAUCAGACACAGUGAGAGUCAGAAAGGAGAGCUGUCACUCUCAGUAUUGGACAGGGGCAGAGUGAAGCACUACAAAAUAAGGAGGCUGGACAAUGGAGGCUACUUCGUGUCAAAAACAAAGAGCUUUGCCACUCUGAGGGAUUUAGUGGAAAACUACUCAAAACGGGAGGAUGGCCUCUGUGUGCGUCUGCUUGAACCAUGUAAAAAGACAGAGGCUCCCCAGACUCAUGGUCUGUCCUACAACACUGCUGACCACUGGGAGAUUGACCGGACGUCUGUCAAACUAUUAAAUAAACUGGGCGCCGGGCAGUUUGGAGAAGUCUAUGAAGGCCUUUGGAAUGACACCACUCCAGUUGCAGUGAAGACUCUGAAACCUGGCUCUAUGGAUUCCAAUGACUUCCUACAGGAGGCUCAGCUCAUGAAGAAACUGCGGCACCCCAAAUUGAUCCAGCUGUACGCUGUGUGCACAUUGGAGGAACCCGUCUACAUCAUCACAGAGCUCAUGAAGAACGGCAGUCUACUGGACUACCUCCAGAAGGACAAGGGCGUGCGGCUGAACAUCUCAGACCAGAUUGAGAUGGCUGCCCAGGUGGCUGCUGGGAUGGCCUACCUGGAGCUGCAGAACUACAUUCACAGAGACCUGGCGGCCCGCAACGUUCUGGUGGGAGAGAACAAUGUCUGCAAGGUGGCAGACUUUGGCCUUGCGAGAGUCUUCAAGAUGGAGAGUGAGAACGUGUACGAACCUAAAGAGGGCACUAAAUUCCCUGUGAAAUGGACGGCCCCGGAAGCCAUUAACUUCAAUAAGUUCACCAUCAAGUCUGACGUGUGGUCCUUUGGCAUCCUGCUGUAUGAGAUUAUGACCUUUGGCCAGAUGCCCUAUCCAAAUCUGACCAACUACCAGGUGAUCCAGCGACUGCCCACAGGCUACAGAAUGCCCUGCCCACCACACUGUCCCAAGGUCAUGUACGACAUCAUGUCUGACUGCUGGAAGGAGAACGACAUGGACAGGCCCACAUUUGAAACCCUGCAGUGGAAGCUUGAGGAGUUCUUUGACCAGGAUGUGACUGCAUACGAUGACGCCAACCGUUACUAGUAUUGAACUACGCUUUACUGCAAUGGUUGAAGCGCUCCAAUGACACCUAGCCAGAGUCAACAAAGGGAUAAUACAGCAUAUCCACAUAUCACAGGCAAUACGCACUCAAGUGCCAAAGGAAAAAGACAUUUCAUACUCUGUAUCUACAAUAGUAGUACUAUUCAUUUUUGCAUCGUUGCCCUAUCCACUUCAUGAUCACAUUAUGGUUCAAUAUCUAUUUAAGGAUAUUUAGGAUGAUAUUAUGCAGUCAGUUGAGACCACACACCAUUUGAACAACAACAUUGUGCCUGUGUAGGUGUUUCAGUUUGCGUAUUGUUAUUAAAGAAAGUCAGACAUUGUUAAAGGUGAAUCCAGCAUUUUAACAGUGAAUUUUGACACUCCUGUGAAUUCUUAUGAGUCAAUUUCAUAAGAGGUGGGGCUGCUGUUAUGUGCCAGAGACAUUUGCCACAACUGCCCGCUCCAGAAAUGCUUCCGUUUGGGUUAUGACGUCAUCUGAUGCACGAAAGUGGGUGUGAUGUGGAGACCGACGUCUUCUGGGUCUUGGCAAAGUCACAAACAAGCUGUCCAUUGGCCUGGUUGAUUUUGCAUAACAACAGCUGUACUCUUGUGAGCCUGACAGAGCUACCAAUCUAGGUGAACUGGUUCUACAUUCAGUAACCACUGCAGUCAUUUUUCCACUAGACUGGUUGGCUGGCAGGUAUUCUGUUUUAAUUGCUCGUUUCUGGUGAAAACCUACUUGUGGAUAUAUGCCUACGUUAUGUUUUGUCCCUUUCCUGAUUUUCCAGGUAAUUUGCUGAAAAAAGUGGUUCAUCCCACUUGUAGCACAGUAUGUGAACAACAAGCAAUCAUUUACUAGUAGAAAUGUGUUGUUUUAUAUUUACCUUUCAUUAAUGAAUUCUCGCAUGUUUUCUUUGCAACAGAGAGAACCCAGUCUUAGCAGAAGCAAUCAAAACAUGAGAAAGCAUAAUCAUGAAUAAAAUGCUAAUUUAAACAGAA